Messenger RNA from Bursaphelenchus xylophilus (pine wood nematode), 1357 nucleotides. Lineage: Eukaryota; Metazoa; Nematoda; Chromadorea; Rhabditida; Aphelenchoididae. The record is from the annotation of a GenBank genome assembly.
AUGAUUUUCCGGUCGAUAUUUUUAUUUUUCCUCAUAUCCAAACCGCGUUUUGUCCGAUCAGAGCAGAACUGUCUGGCUGUAAGUGUUCUCAGAAAUCUUCUCACUGCAAGAAAUUUUUUUUUUUUACUGUAACUUUUCAGGUUUGUGUCGCAUUCGCCGAGAUUCCGGCCGAACUUUUGAAGGACAUUUUUACAGUGCCGAAGAACGUGCCGACUAUUUGCUAUUACGAAAUUUUGGGGAUCAUCACCUCGCCCAGUGUAGGUGUUAUCGAAAGCAAAGGAUUACUGUACUUUUUGUAGGAUGAAUUCUUCGAUAAGGACACACUUUUUUUCGUGGCUUGGCAUCCGUUUUUGGUCGAAAAUGAAUACCAACGCCGGAUUUCGUUCUUUUCUUAUUCAAGAACGAAAGAAGAGUAUACAUUGGAGGCAAGAUACCUGAUGUUCGGCCUCGAGACACUUCCGAAGGAUUACGGUAAUUUUUUUUUUUUUUUUUUUUAAGGUUUUUCUUUUGAAUGCCCUAAAAAUACACCAAACCAUUAAAAAAUGAUAUAGCAGCCACCGUAGGCAAUAUCCUAGCGCCCAUUAUAUUAAUUUUUGUCAUCAAAGUAUCAGAUGUCUAGUACAAUAUUGCCCAAAUGUCACGUCUUCGAUUUCGCUAUAAUUUUGCAUACACCUUCUACAUGGGAUGUAUAUUUAUGGGCAAGAAUUUUAGUUGUCAAUUCUCACCCGCAGCCGAGAUAUUAAGCAUUCUUUUUUGAGAGAACACGCAAAAUGAGGAGAGACGGUCAGACAAAAAAAGUGUUUUCGCUAGUUCUUUGCGGUUUUUUGUCGGAAAAACGUUUUCCUGGUAAAAAAAUCAGUAGACCUUGAUUUUUUUCAGUUUGAAAAUGAAAAAAAAAAUCUAUUUUUUUUGAAACUUGCAAAAAAUCUUGAAUCUUGUGAAUGCAAAAACUUUCAUUUUUUCGAUUUUUUUUCAGACUGGAAGACGUGUAACGUCCAUCGACAAGCGUUCUAUGUGAUCGCCAUUAAAAACACGACCUUGUACUAUAUGCAUUGCCCCUUAAAGACCAUGAUUUAUUUCAAGGCUUUGUAUUGCGACCCGUACACUGUAGACUUGACAAAGAACGGGCUUGUGCCAGAUUCCUGGAAUAUCACACAGAUCAACAGGACUGAUUUUAAUGCUUAUGUAAGUAAAAAUUAUAAGUUAAGUUUUUUAUAGGGUAACCUCUUUCUUUGUUCUUUUAUUUUUCUUUUUGCACACAUGUCGUACAUAGACCACAUAUCAAAUUCUUAAAAUUUUAGCUUAUUCUUUGCAGGGGCAGCAAGAUAUUCAACGAUUUUUGCCGCCGAGAGAGUAG